AUGGAAAGUUUGGCUCAAAAAAAAUCAAAAAUAGAAGUUAAUUCUGGUGUUGAAAUUGAUUUGAAUUUAUUAAAAGAUGUUGAGCAUCUGAAAGGAAAGUUUUUCACGGGUUUAGUUUGGUGUUUGGAUGGAACAGAACUAGAGCCAGAAGGUGUUGAUCAAAAUCAAAUUAAAAAUGACACAUCAUUUACAAUCUGCUUUGCAGAGAAACAAAAUGGGCCAGACGAAGCAAGCGAGCAUAUAGAUUUAGCUCACCAAGAUAUUGAAAAUUUUAAGAGAAGAAUCAGCUAUUGGACAAGUACAUGCUCAAGAAACGAAGGACUGAAACAAGUUAUUGGUAGCAAAUGGUUGAGCAAGAAAUGA
Molecule: messenger RNA, 363 nt
Organism: Entrophospora candida
Lineage: Eukaryota; Fungi; Glomeromycota; Glomeromycetes; Entrophosporales; Entrophosporaceae
Source: the annotation of a GenBank genome assembly